Colletotrichum gloeosporioides is the source of this 1302-nucleotide messenger RNA. RefSeq names its product Autophagy-related protein 29. Gene Ontology annotation, biological process: autophagosome assembly. NCBI's taxonomy places the organism in Eukaryota, Fungi, Ascomycota, Sordariomycetes, Glomerellales, Glomerellaceae. The record is from RefSeq and is a predicted model, not a curated record. The annotation marks the transcript as partial. Gene Ontology annotation, cellular component: phagophore assembly site. The transcript has 5 exons.
CUCCCCAAGGCUGUCACCAUCCCGAGCUACGCCAGCAAGCAUGACGACCACACGUACGGCAUGACUGACCCCAACUACACAGUCUUCGUUCGGCUGCCCAUCCUCCGGGGCGAGUUCACGGAUCCCCCUCCGGUCACCUGGGAUUCCACAAAGGACGAUGUGCUAUGGAACAUCCUCUCCGGCGCAGCCAAGACGGAAAUUGACUGGAACGAACUAGCUGCCCAUUUCGACGUGACCGUCGACUUUCUCCUCCAGCAAGUAGCCUAUCUCACUGAACGACACACCGCCCAGCUCCGCGCCCAGGUCCGCAAGGCAACAGCCGCCGCCAAAGGCUCCGCGGCACCCUCCCCGAUCCCCGGCGCCGAGCCGCACUCCCAUCAACGCACGAUAUCAGCCCUCUCCAUCCGCCGCGACUCCCCCCUUCCCCGAAACGAUGCCAGCACCCCCGCGACCCCGAUAACCACCUCCCUCCGCCCGAACCUCUCCCGCAACGGCUCAGCCGGCACCAUAACCCGCAACCUCGGCGGCGGCGGCGAAGGCACAUCGACCGCCCGCCCGGGGGCCAACAGCAACAAGCCAUCCACCACCUCGCGGCCAUCCAACGACAGCCAGCAGCAGCGCCGCCGCCUCUCCUCCCUUCCGAUCCAGAGCACGCCCCGCAGCCCGGAGCCCGCCUCGCCCCCGGACGAGUCCAGCUCCCCCGCCUCCUCCGACGAUGAGUCGAGCCCCGCGCAGUCGCGCAUCAUCCGCCGCCCGCCCCGCUUCCAGCAGCAGCGCGACGGCGGCGUCAACCUCGACGACGAGGACGACGACGACGCCGAGCCCGCGUUCCUGCAGUACAAGCCGCAGUCCGCCUCCAACGCCUCGUCGGCGCAGGACAUGGGCUCCACGCUGCGCGGCGACCCCCGGAACGCCCGGCGGACCCCGAAGGGCAAGGAGAGGAUCCACCACUCCGAGACGUCAGACUCGUCGACCAGCUCGCCGGCGCUCAUCUCACGCAGCUCCGCGACCAGCGACCGCCGCCCGGCUGCUGGCGGCGGCGGUGGCCCUCUGUCCCCGCGCCGCGCUGCUGAGUUGUCUGGGAGGAGCCCCAGCUCGAAGGGCAAGGGAUACUCCCGCGACGGGAGCGACGGUACGCCUAGUAUGGGUAGCAGUUUCAGCGACUUGGACGACGCAUCGGUGACGCAGUCCGCUUUGGAGGAGGCCCUCGCGAGUAAGAUGCAAGACGGCGCCAUAGGAAGCAGAUUCAGCAUCAGUCAAGCGUUCAGGAGUCGCUACAUGCCCAAGCCUGGCCAGCAAUAG